This is a messenger RNA of Mucor mucedo, 1840 nucleotides long. Its product is annotated as mitochondrial carrier domain-containing protein. The transcript has 5 exons. Bases 174 to 1736 code for a protein of 520 amino acids. Gene Ontology annotation, molecular function: ATP transmembrane transporter activity; calcium ion binding. Gene Ontology annotation, biological process: transmembrane transport. Lineage: Eukaryota; Fungi; Mucoromycota; Mucoromycetes; Mucorales; Mucoraceae. The record is from RefSeq and is a predicted model, not a curated record.
AUUAGGACAAUUACUCGAAUCUUUUUUUAGUCUUCUUUUAUAUCUAUAUUUUUUCCACAGUUCUUUUUGAAACUAAAAUCAGAAGAGAGAUUUUCUUCUAAACAAAGUUUUAAAUUAGGCCCUAAAGGAAAAAAAAAAAACAUUAAACCCAUUUUUUAAACAAAAAAAAAGACAUGAGUUCAAACAUUCCAGGCUCGCCUCAUCCUUACUUUGAUGAAAAAGCUGGAGAAAGAGAGACUCGCAUUAGAACACUAUUUGAGGAACUAGAUUGUAAAAAGAGAGGCUAUUUGGAUGCAGAAGCUAUUCUCGGAGGCUUUCUAAAGUUGACUCAUUUACCUGCUCAUACGCGUUACGUUACAGACCUGCUCGCCAAAUGUGAUACUGCACAUGAUGGGAUUAUAGACUAUCAAGAAUUCAGAACCUACGUAUUGGAUAAAGAAAAAGACCUUUGGCAACUCUUUGCGGAAAUCAACAAAUCCGGUGACGAUUAUCGAUUACACCCCAAUGAUCUAGAAAACGCUUUGAAAGCAGCUGGUAUACAUGUCACCAAUGACGAUAUAGCAAAAUUUAUGCAGGUCAUCGAUGUUGAGGGUAAUGGUUAUAUUGAUUUCCAGGAUUGGAGAGACUUUUUACUGUUAUUACCACGCGAAACGACGAUUUUAGAGAUAUAUCAAUAUUACCAAACUUCAACCCAACUCACCCAUGAUGCAGAAGUUGUUAUUCCCCACACAGACGAAACAGCCAAUAACGCCUAUAAAUAUUUAGCAGCUGGUGGCAUGGCAGGUGCUGUUUCAAGAACAUGUACAGCACCCUUUGAUAGACUGAAAGUAUACCUCAUUACACAAACCACUGCAUUUUCAAAACAUACAACCACAGCAGCCACAAAUAGUGCACCUGUGAAACCUCAAUCCGCCAUCCUCACAGGUUUAAAGAAUAUCUAUCACCAAGGUGGAUUUCGUGCCUUCUUUGUCGGUAAUGGUUUAAACGUUAUUAAAAUUGUGCCUGAAUCCGCCAUCAAAUUUUACGUCUUUGAAACAACCAAAUCCAUUUUAGCCGAAUUAACCCAUUCAGAAGAUAAAAACGCGAUUCCUGUAGGUGCAAGAUUCAUUGCUGGUGGUGUCGCUGGUCUUUGUGCUCAAUUUUGUAUUUAUCCCGUCGAGACUUUAAAGACUCGGAUCAUGUCUUCCAUGAUCAUUGAAUCUAAUAACGGUAAAGUCAAAGGAGCAGGUCAUGAUGCUGCUUUUAAAGCCAAACAGAAAAACUUGAUUGCCAAUACCGCAAGAUCCAUGUAUAGAGCAGGUGGAUUAAGAGGUUUUUGGCCCGGUUUGACCGUAAGUUUAAUGGGUGUGUUUCCUUACCAAGCGUUGGAUAUGGGUAUCUACGAGACUUUAAAAGUCACCUAUCUUCAGUACAUGAACAGCCAAAAGGAUGAAAACGGAAAAGGAAAAUCGCCCAACGUACUUGUACUCUGGGCUUGUGGUAUGGUGAGUGGUUCCAUUGGUGCCAGUAGUGUAUAUCCGUUAAACAUGAUCAGAACAAGGUUACAAGCACAAGGAACACUAGCACAUCCAUAUAGAUAUACCUCUGCAUGGGAUGCCGCGAAAAAGACCUUGCGUGCUGAUGGUAUAGGCGGAUUUUACAAAGGUUUGGGCCCUACACUUUUCAAAGUAGUGCCUUCUGUUAGUAUUAGUUACGCUGUGUACGAGUUUAGUAAAAGAUCCUUGGGUAUCUCUUAGAUUUUUCUUUUUCCCCCUUUUUUUUUCUUUUUUUAAAAAACCCUUAAUUAUAUUAUCUUAGAUUUACUGUAAAUAAAAUUACAACCUUUUUUUUUUAUUUUUUA